UUAUUUUUUUUAUUUUGGGAUCACUGAAAAUAAAAGAAGAACAUUAAAUUUAAAUAUGAGUAUCUGUCGUAUGUGUGGUGAUGAGAAACCUAAAGAAGAUCUCGUUAUAUCGCUGAAUGAUGUCAUCGCACCAAAUCAGGAUCUUCUAUUCGUAGACAUCGUAGAGUUUUAUACUCGAAUUGAAUUUGAUAAGAAUAAAGCACUUCCUGAUCUUGUGUGUAAUGUUUGUAAGACAACUAUUGGGGCAUUCUCUAUGUUUACAUUAAAAGUGGAAGAGGCUCAAAUGCUCUUCAAGGAGCAGAGCUGUACAAAAAAUUACAGAAGCCCGGAUAAAAUGGAUGAAAAACCGUUUCUGAAAGAUAAAUCUCCUGAAGCCAUUAAAAGUGCAGGAUGUGAUGAAAAGGAUUUUGAUGUAUCAGAUGAUUCAUUUAAAGAUUGCGAGGGAGACAGUGGCUCUGAAUUAAAAGAAAGCAAUUCUGUUGAGGAUGAUUGUGAGGAUUCUGGGCUAAAAAGUAAAAGAAUAAGAAAGCAAAAAGUUUUCUUCGAUCCAUCGAUUACUUUUGAGACAACUAAAGAGCCAAAGAUUAAGAAACGUAGAAUGAGUAUGUUUCAUGAGCGUCCAGAACCUGAAAAGGAAUCUCCAAUACCAUUCAAGAGGGUUCGUAGCUUGAGCUUUUACAGCGAGGUACCAUUGAAAAAUACUUCAAAAUGCAGUAUUUCUGAGAGUAUCAAAAAGGUUGAAGAAAUUUUUCGAAACAUUCCGAAAAGUAAAUUACAACCAUUCGAAAACAUAAUGAUUGAUAAAUCAAAGUUGUUAGCAGACAAUGAAGUUCCACGACUUUGGCUCACCAGAUUUAAACACUUUCAGUCUUGGGACAACUUUUUGUAUAAAUGCCAUGAACAUUGUGAUGAAAAAAUUCGAGGUCUUCAUAAAUUUAUAAAUCAUUACAUUCUUCAUAAUGUCUCAAUGGCGAAAUAUUCUGUAUCAUGUCAUUUAUGUGAGCACAGAACUUUCGCAGGACCCAAAGGUUUCAACAGCUACGUCAACCAUAUGACAAGACACAACGAAUGCUUGAAGUUUUGUUGCAUUGUAUGCUCCAAAGUCUUCUUUGAUGUUCCAAGUUUAGCUAAGCAUUAUCAUGUGCAACAUCCAGGAGAUUAUCCCAGAAACAUAGGAAUUUAUAAAUGCUUAGAUUGUGGACUUUGUUGUCAAAGUAUAGGCCAUUUGAAGAGUCACAUUAAAUAUAGCCAUAAAUAUUAAAUGUAGAUUUAGAGUGUUUUUUUCAUCACAAUAUGUUUAAUAAAUUAAUACUGAUUAUGUGGAUUGAAUUCAAAUAAACCAAAUAAAAAUGAAUAAUUUGAAAAUAAA
Clunio marinus is the source of this 1369-nucleotide messenger RNA. The record is from the annotation of a GenBank genome assembly. Lineage: Eukaryota; Metazoa; Arthropoda; Insecta; Diptera; Chironomidae.